AUGAAGAAAUCGACUUUCUUUCUCUUCCGACUUCGAUCGACGCCACGCACAAGAGGAAAUAUGAAUUCAACCGAUCAAAAUCAUGCUCCAACUGCAAGUAGUCAAGAUGUGGGAGGUUCGGGUUCUAAUCAACAAAAUACCGAUUCUGUGGAUCAACAAGAUGGGACAAAUAUUAAUGAUACAGUUUUUGAUGAAGAUGGAGAUGAAGUUGUUGGUUCGAAAAGGGCAACGCGUUCACCGACAUGGCAACAUUUUAUAAAAUUUAAUUUGAAUGGUGAAGUUAAAGCAAGAUUUCCUGGUUCAUCUUCAUUUGGUUCUAGUAUCUCUUCUGGUCAUCGUGUUGGAUUCAAAAAGCUCUUAUCGGAUAUUGCUUCUAUUACUAGAGAUGAUGAUGAAUCAGGAGCAACUUGUUCUGAAGAGAUGGAGGCAUAUUGUCGUUCUGUUGAAUUUGAUUAUGAUGUGGAAGAGGAAAACACUAAAGAAAGCGGGACAACAAGUUUGGAUGAUUUUGUUUGAUUUUGAGUUUGUAACUUUGUUUUAAUGUUAAGUGGUAAUGUAUUAUUGUGAUGAAUUAGUUUUUAAUGUUGUGUACUUGGGUGUUUUGGUUGAUUGGUUGAUGUUACAAUAAUAGACUAUUAGUAAUUUCUAUUUGGUUUAAU
Molecule: messenger RNA, 659 nt
Organism: Lactuca saligna
Lineage: Eukaryota; Viridiplantae; Streptophyta; Magnoliopsida; Asterales; Asteraceae
Source: the annotation of a GenBank genome assembly